Molecule: messenger RNA, 1717 nt
Organism: Seminavis robusta
Lineage: Eukaryota; Bacillariophyta; Bacillariophyceae; Naviculales; Naviculaceae
Source: the annotation of a GenBank genome assembly
UGUGGAUGUAAUUCCAGCUCAACGGUAUUAUGUUUCGACAGAGGUGACCGACCGACAAUCUUUCGCCUCACACAAAAAAAGUAAAGCACCACCGUACACUGCGCUGCACUGCACUGCAUGGUUGGAGACAAGCAAGAGCAAGAUGAUGACCCAUCGAACCCCCAGCGACAAAGAGCAACCCUCGACUCUGAUGAGUGCUAUGAGUACUAGUACUAGUCCUACUCGUAGCAAUGGCGAGACAUCGCAUGGCGUGGACGCCAACGUGGACGUGGACGAAAGCUCUGACUAUGGCAUUGAGCUCAAGCCGUUGGUUCACGGUCUCGACGGCGAGUCUUCUACAUGUGCUACAGGUGUGGAAAUGGGACUGGAUGGUAGUGGUAGUGGUAGUGCAUGUACUAGUAGUCCACGACGCCGUUCCUGCAAUGCUACUAGUAGUGCCAAUGGCGGAAUCACUACUGGAAGCCACGCCAGUGCUACAGCGGCAGUGGGCACCGCGUCCAAUGCGCAAGUGGCCGUCAACAUUUUCAUCAGUUUUGUGGGCGCGGGACUCUUAGGUCAGCCGUUUGCUUUUUCAAAAGCUGGCUGGUUGCUGGGCACUAUUGCCGUCAUUGCCGUAUCAGCUGCCAAUGUAUACGCCAUGCUCUUGCUGGUACAAAUACGCAAGUACCUAGAACACCAAGACCAAUUCCUCAAGGGAACCAUCAAGGGCUAUGGCUGUAUUGGAAGAGUCGUCAGUGGAACCACUGGAGAAAAUUUCGUCAAUAUAUGUCUCGUCAUUAGUCAGGUAGGAUUCGCUACCGCAUACAUCAUCUUCAUCGCCGCAAACAUCACCACGGUUUUCCCAGCCAUUCACAGAUCAUACAUUUGCUUUGGAUGUGUACCCAUCCUAUGUAUCCUAGUGCAAGUACAAGACAUGAAAACACUCAGUCCAUUCUCACUCAUUGCUGAUGUCGCCAAUAUACUCGGACUCAGUGCCGUGCUCUUCCAAGACUAUGAAUACUACGAAUACCAUCAUGAAGUCAUACACGCUGCUACCAAUUUCAAAGGAUUCAUAUACGUCGCUUCCGUCGCCAUCUACUCACUUGAGGGAGUUAACCUCGUUUUGCCACUCGAAUCCUCAUGUGCCGACAGAAAAGGAUUUCCAAAAUUACUCAUGCAAGUCAUUACGGGAAUUUCAAUACUCAUGGUCGCUUUCGGAUCCGCUGGAUACAUUGCCUUUGGAUCCAAAACAGAGGCACCUGUUACACUCAAUCUACCUCCAGAUGGACCUUGGGGAAAUUUUGUUAAGGUUGCUCUAUCACUCGCACUAUACUUGACAUAUCCCGUCAUGAUGUUCCCCGUGGGACAUGUACUCGAAGAUCAACUACAAUUAUUUCGACAAUACAGUGUCACCACACGGGCAUUGGUGGUAUUCCUCACAUCUGUCGUGGCAUGGGCCAUUCCCAGUUUUGGUAAAUUUCUAGGGUUGGUUGGAUCAUCCAUCUGCAUGAUCCUAGGAUUCAUUCUGCCGUGUUACUUUCAUCUCAGAGUAUUUGAUCCGAACGAUCUCUCCAAGACAGAAUUGUUUAUGGAUUAUGCACUCAUUGUCGUGGGAACCAUCAUGGGCGUCAUUGGAACAUACAACUCAUUCAUGGAUCUUCUUGAAGGAAAUGAUGUUUAAAUUAUUACUAAUUAAAAUUGUAAAAAGCAUAAUAAUAAUACUUUUAGACAGUACCGG